AAUAUAAAACAUUAUAGGCAUUUAAUUUAAUACAAGAAAAUUCGAGUAAGAAAUUUCAAGAAAUGCGUGUUAUGCAAGUUCCGUUGAAAAUUCUUAUGGUGGCAGGAUGUUGGCCACCAGUUUCCUGGUCCUCGCUGUGCAAACAAAUAGCAUACAACACCUAUACAAUUCUCGUAAGUUUACUACUGCUCACCUUUAUGGUGCCACAAUUCGUGGAUGUCAUCAUACAUAUCAAAAAUCCCGACGAUUUCACGGAUACUCUUUACCUAAUGCUGGCUAUGGUGAUGGCUUGUGCCAAGAUGCUCAGUCUGCUAAUAAAUCGCAAAAACAUCGAGAUAUUAACCAAUGCGUUAAUGGAGAAACCAUUUAGGCCACUGGAAUCGGAUGAGAUCGAAAUUCGACAGAAAUUCGACAACAUCAUACAGACCAAUACUAUACUGUAUGCUAUCAUGAUCGAGACGACAUGUACGUGCAUGAAUAUAUCGUCCUUUUUUACGGACUUCCGGAGAGGAAAUUUAGCAUACAGGGAGUGGAUACCAUAUGAGUAUUCAUCCGGCAUAAUGUUUUAUAUUAUUUACUUUCGUCAAUUAAUAAGCCUGACGGCUGCAUCCGUCGUGAACGUUGCCUGUGACUGUCUGAUCUGCGGAUUGCUGCUGCAUAUUUAUUGCCAGAUUGAGAUCUUGCAGUGUCGGUUGAAGAAAUGCUUACGCGGUCGAGGCAAUUUGGGUGAAUGUGUACAUGAACACAACCAUAUCUAUAAAUUUGCAUACAUGGUAAACGAAAAAUUCAGGGUUAUAAUUGCCGUCCAGUUCACAGUGAGCAUGCUAGUGGUGUGCUCCAAUUUGUAUAAAAUGGCGAAGAUAACAUUGAGCGCGGAAUAUAUUCCACUAAUGCUAUACACAUUCUGUAUGGCUUUACAAAUUCUUAUUUAUUGUUGGUACGGGAACAAAGUAAGACUAAAGAGCAUUCAAUUAUCUGAUGAGAUUUUCGGAAUGGACUGGGUAAAGCUAGACAAAAAAAUGAAAGAGAAUCUUAUAAUGAUUAUGAAUCGUUCUCUGAGGCCAAUCGAAUUUUCUAGCAUACAUAUUGUUACAGUGAAUCUAGACUCUUUUGUAAAGUUGCUUAAGACAUCGUAUUCGGUGUAUAGUAUACUUCAGCAUAUGUAG
This is a messenger RNA of Formica exsecta, 1166 nucleotides long. RefSeq names its product putative odorant receptor 85d. Gene Ontology annotation, biological process: detection of chemical stimulus involved in sensory perception of smell; sensory perception of smell. The transcript is spliced from 5 exons. Gene Ontology annotation, cellular component: plasma membrane. The record is from RefSeq and is a predicted model, not a curated record. Bases 63 to 1166 code for a protein of 367 amino acids. Gene Ontology annotation, molecular function: olfactory receptor activity; odorant binding. Lineage: Eukaryota; Metazoa; Arthropoda; Insecta; Hymenoptera; Formicidae.